AUGACAGCCAAAGUCUUCCUUACUGGGGCCACUGGGUACAUCGGAGGUGAUGCUCUGUACCACCUCCACCAGAGGUACCCCGACCUCGAGUUUGCGCUUCUCAUUCGCUCAGGGGAAAAGGCGAACAAGGUUCUAUCUAAGUAUCCGAAAGCGCGAGCUGUCAUCGGCGGGCUUGAUGACACUGAAACGCUCGAACGUGAGGCAGCAUGGGCCGAUAUCGUCGUCCAUACCGCCGACUCAUCAGACCAUGAUGGAAGUGCAAAGGCUAUAGCCAAGGGUCUCGUGCAAGGGCAUUCCGCCUCUCGACCUGGAUUCUGGCUGCACACCGGCGGCACUGGCAUUCUUACCUACUUUGACUCAGAAGUUAAGAAGACAUUCGGAGAACAUGACGACAAAGUGUUCAAUGAUUUUGAGGGCGUUGACGAGCUGGUAAACCUGCCAGAUGCUGCGUUUCACCGUAACGUUGACAAAAUAGUCUUAAACACCGGGACCAAGCACGCGGACUCAGUCAAGACUGCCAUCAUCUGCCCGCCUACUAUUUACGGCAAGGGACGUGGCCCUACCUCCGGACGUGGACGCCAAGUUUACGAACUCGCGGCUUUCAUACUCAGAGAGAAGUACUGCCCUCGCAUUGGGAAGGGUCUUUCUCAAUGGAAUAACGUCCAUGUGUAUGACCUGAGCCGGGUGUUUGGGCUUCUCGUAGAAGCUGCGUUGGAUCCCUCCAGGAAGAAUGACACCGAGGUCUGGGGAGCCCAUGGGUACUUCCUCACUGAGAAUGGUGAGCAUACUUGGGGUGAGCUGUCGGCCGAGAUCGGCCAAGAAGCCUAUAAGCAGGGGUUCCUCAAAGUAACCCCUGAGCUUCGAGAUUGGUCCAUUAAUGAAGCCGUCAAAUCUUCUGCCGGGUUCGAGGCUGCAAGCUGGGGUAUGAACUCUCGGGGCAAGGCCAAGCGAGCCAGGAAGUUCCUAGGUUGGAAGCCACAGGAGAGAAGCCUCAGUGAGGAGGUGCCAGACAUUGUCCGGUCUGAGGCGACUAAGGCAGGACUCUGA
Molecule: messenger RNA, 1047 nt
Organism: Fusarium falciforme
Lineage: Eukaryota; Fungi; Ascomycota; Sordariomycetes; Hypocreales; Nectriaceae
Product: NAD(P)-binding protein
Exons: 2
Coding region: 1-1047 (348 amino acids)
Source: RefSeq, a predicted model, not a curated record